AAUUAAAUUUUGUGUUAUGAUAUGACAUAAAGCGUUCAACGGGAGCAAUAAAUGUAACAAAGGAUGGUAAAAUGAUGCAAUGAGACAACAUGACAGGUCCCAUGAUUUAUUUAGAGAUAUUUCACUGAAGAUAUACAGACAAACAUUGUUAUUGUUAAGUAAAUCAUUAGUAUGAAUAACAAGGAGUGGCGGACAUAAUUAUGUAUGCGGAAGCUCUUUACCAAUACACUGCAAAAUAUGUGUUGAAAUGUUGAUUAAACACAAAUUAGACCAUUGUGCGUCUGUCCGUCCGUGCUGCGCCUCCUCAUAAAUCUACAAUGAAGUCCUUAAUAUUAUUAGUCCUCCUCAUCGCAACAAUCCACGCAUUCACCAUCCCCAACCCCAAAACCCCGAUGAAGACUCAAGCUCUAGAAGACCACAAGAUCAACAAGCGGUUCAUUUCUGCAUUGCUGAUGAGCAUGAUGGACGAUGAUGACUAUUUUGAUGACGAUCUGCCAUCCAUCAUUGGGAGGAGACGACCUUCAAGGAGGCAUCUGCAACUUGCGCAGAUGAUGAGGCAGUUGGCUGGUCCACGAGGAUUGACGAGAGCACAGAUGGAGAAUAUGCAGCAGAACCUUCAGAAUCUGCAGCUGUUGCAGAACAUGCAGCAGAUGAUGCAGUUACAGAAUCAGCUGGGGCAGAACACGCAGGGGCAAAAUUCGCAGGGACAAAACUCGCAGGGGUAAAACCAGGGACAGAACUUGUAUGGGCAAAAUUUGUAGUACAAUUCGACCAACGACGUUAUAAUGUGAUUGAUGGAUAUAUAAAAGACGUAAAAGUGUUCUGAAUAAUUCAAAGAAAGUACUUUCUAUUCACAAAACAUACACACUUUAAAAACACAUCCUGAUAUAAUGCCUACAGGGGCCCACAGUGUCAUAACGAACAAAGUGUGAUAAAUUCAAUAUUGUAGGCGAGCUAAACCUCUUAAAUGCUAAUAGUAUAUCCAUGGCCACAGCUGCUCAUCUAGGAUAUUUAGUGCAGCCUAUAUUUUUUUCAUUUCCCGUCUUUUCACUGGUGUCGUCGUGUCGUGUAAACAAUUUCCCUUUAAGAUCUUCUAGAUGGGCUACACUUUUACACCAAUAUGUGGUCUAAGAAUAUGGACAUAUUGCUCUUAUUUAGGUAUUUUACUCGUAUAUAUAGCGCUAUGCUUAGUUGCUAGAUACAUAAUGCCCAAAAAAAUUAGUCCCGCUAGAAGUACUUUAAACAAAUUGUACUUAAAUUAUACGUAUUAUGUUUUUAAUACGUAUUUUAUUUCUAAUUAACUUACGAAACGACCUGCUCAAUGCGAAUAAAAUAAUUUAAUUUUAAUUCUGACUUCUGACUGAUACUUGGUAAGGUUGUAUUUAAGGUUAAGUAUUAUUUCAAGGUUUUAUUGUUUACCUGUUUAAGCAC
Molecule: messenger RNA, 1431 nt
Organism: Cydia pomonella (codling moth)
Lineage: Eukaryota; Metazoa; Arthropoda; Insecta; Lepidoptera; Tortricidae
Exons: 3
Coding region: 318-725 (135 amino acids)
Source: RefSeq, a predicted model, not a curated record